GUGGGAGGGGGGGGUAAAGCACUGACUGCACACCCCGGCUCCAGCUACACGUCGCAAGGCAUCCACACAGGGCGAGAGAGAGAGAUGGCCGUGGUGCAGCUCGACACGGGGGAGCACCAGCCGGAGAACGGCUUCGUGGCCCCCGAAUCCGCAGCCGCCGCAGCGGCAGCGCCGGCAAUGCUGCUGGCGCGGGUGGACGGCGAGGUCCUGCCGUUCCUCGGGGGGUUUGGGAAGUACCAGAAACAGCUGAUCGUGCUGACAUGGAUUCCUGCGUUAUUUAUCGGAUUCAGCCAGUACUCGGACAAUUUCCUCCUCGCCCAGCCAAACAGCACGUGUGUGCAGCCUUUGUUGAACGGCAGUGAUCUUCAUCACCGGGGAGCGGGGCACCCGGCCCCGCUGCUGACCGGCAGCAGCCCGGCUUCUGCUCAUGCCCGGGGGGGGAAUUACAGCGGCCACAAUGACACGACCGACAUGCACUGUAGCUGCAGCGAGUGGACGUUUCAGCCGCACACGGGACUCGUGCAGAAUGUGGUUACUAAGUGGGGUCUGGUGUGUGACUCGGCAUGGAAAGUCCACAUCGCGAAGUUCUCUCUGUUGGUGGGAUCGAUAUUUGGAUAUUUGGUGUUUGGAAUACUUGCAGACUGGUUCGGUCGACACCCAGUUCUGAUCAUAUCAGUGCUGUUCUUGCUGGUGUUUGGCCUAACCGUGGCUUUCUCCGUCAACGUGCCCAUGUUCAGCACCUUGCGUUUCUUCGAGGGCUUCUGCCUGGCAGGGAUCACCCUUUCUCUCUACGUUCUCAGGAUUGAGCUCUGCCUGCCAGGGUGGCGAUUCUCCAUGACCAUGGUGGCCAAUUUUGUGGUUGUGGGUGGUCAACUCCUGAUGCCCGGGGUGGCGUACCUGUGCCGCGAUUGGCAGGUACUUCAAGCUGUCAUCAUCUGUCCCCUGCUGCUUAUGCUGUCCUACAUAUGGAUCUUCCCUGAGUCACUGCGUUGGCUGCUCUCCACUCAGCAGUACAGCCGCUCCAAAUGGAUCAUGGGGAAAAUAGCAAAGAAAAACAGAGUGAACAUGGAUCUCGAUGCAGAUAACGUUCUCACAGAACUUCAGAGGGCACUUCAGAAGAAACCCAAAAAGACAUGCAUCGUUAAAAUGGUUGGAACGAGGAACCUGUGGAAGAACAUCGUCGUCUUAUGUGUUAACUCGCUAACAGGUUAUGGCAUCCACCACUGCUUUGCUCGCAGCAUGAUGAUUCAGGACGGCCAGGAGACCACUAUGUUCCACAGCUUCUAUGCAGACUAUUACACCAUGGCGGGCAUCGCCGUGGCUUCCUGCAUAGCCUUGUGUCCAGCUGUUAGCCUGAUGGGGCGGCGCGGAGGCCUUCUCACGUUCAUGAUCAUCACGGCGCUCGCAUCGCUGCUGCAGCUGGGUCUGGUCAACUUGCUGGAUAAGUACAAUGCCCAGCUGAACAUAGCGGAUAGCUCAGAGAAGCUGAAAAAGAACCUCUCCAUCGCCUUCUCCAUCAUUGGUAUGUUCUCCUCCCACGCAGUCAGCAACCUGAGCAUCUUCUUCUGUGCUGAAAUCACUCCAACUGUUAUCAGGGGUGGUGGUGUGGGCCUGGUACUGGCCAGCGCCGGCUUCGGGAUGCUCACCGCACCCAUCAUGGAACUGCACAACCAGAAGGGCUAUUUCCUUCACCACAUUAUCUUCGCCUGCUGCACUCUCAUUUGCAUCAUUUGCAUUCUCCUGUUGCCCGAGACGCGUAACCAACCACUCCCAGAGAUUCUGGCUGACGUUGAAAACUACACUCGGCAACCUCUACUUCCCCCGAGGAAACUUGGAGAACAGCGCCUCCAAAUGGUCCAGUCGGAGAGCGGCAGGGACUACACCAGAGUGCAUGACACGCCCCUUCAUGAGGUGCCUCCCACUGCAGUGUCCACCAUGGACUCAACCGCCUCCUCCGCUCUCGAUUUGACUGUUCCUUUCGCCGGGGACGUGUCUGCCACCACGCCCAUGGAGCUGCGCCCCGGCAAGCCCGAGCCUAAAGACUCCAACGGUCACUCUGUCUCGUCUUCGUCCCCGGCCCACGUUACGGGGCUCGGGAAAGACGGCAUCACACGUCUCAGCAAAGAGCACCUAUUAUCUUCCAGUCCUUUACACAAAGCCCCCUGCGUCACGGACCCGCUUUUGUCCGAUGCGGAAGAGCUUCCUGCAAUUGUUUUGGAUUCUGUGGAGGUGCUGACUGAUUGUAUUCCUCUCCAAGUGACGGAAAUUGCUCGUUCCACUGCAGAUGAGGAUGACUCAGGGCCUCCCCCUCCCCCCACACCCAAACCUCCAUCCGCCUCUUCACUAAUUUGCACCAUACCCAUCAUCGAGCCCCCACCUAGCUCCACGCUAGAGUCUCCAAACCCAGAGUUUAAUGACAUCGACCCGAGCGACACAAAGACGUAUCCACCUGAAGAUGAUCAUGCUGCGUUAUCAAACUCCCUUUCAUCUUUGCCUGAUGUUUUCCCUCCAUCCCCUGUUCCCACUCCUAUGGCUGAUAUUCCCCGUCACCCACCACCCUCCACUACCCCACACUCUCACAUUCCCAUCCAGUUAGAAACAUUAGAUGAAUCCACAGUUAGUCCUUCCAUCAGAGACUCCCAGCUGCCUCAGUUAGAUUCUACCUCUCCCCGCGUCAAAGAUAUAGCCACUCAUUCCUCCACCGCUAAGAGUCCAGUUACUGUUUUUGCAACUCCCACAAUGCAUCCACCUAUCGACUGUGACCAUAAGCCCUCAGUGGACUCCUCCACUCCCCCUGUAGUUCAAACUGUCAACACCACGACAAUGUCUCCCUCUGUUCUCCCCGUCACAGACAUUGUGCAUACCUCAACACCGGAAUCAAGCCCCUUGACUGUCACAGACAUUGUACCGGACUCAGCCAUUUCCCUCAUCUUGGAUUCAGUAUCAAGUCCCAUCAGGGACUCGAGCUCUACAGAAGCGGCUCCCUCCUCUUUAAUAGACUGCACCGUGUCCUCCCCCAUAGACUCUGGCGUCCUCUCUAUCAGGGACAGGGAGAGUGCCAGAACAGAAAACAACACUUUUAAUAGCACAGCGUUGUCAUGACUCAGCGAGGAAAUGAAGCUCUGAGUGUUUGCACCAGAGGGCAGCCACCCAUACGAGUACCACGGGAGGGGUGGGGGCUGGGAACGGUCAGGCUCAGACUCCAGGUACAUCACGAAGGCGGCUUCCACCUGGAGUUGAGCGGACUUGUCUUACAGAGCUGCUCUCUCCCCUCUCACAGCCCCUCCUACCACUAACCCACCCUUACCCCCCCUCCCCUUCCUCUCCUUGUGCAUUUAGCCAAUAAAUGAGACCACAAAAGUGAGAGAGUGCCACAGGCUGGUUUGUGACAAUGUGACAUUUGAUUCUGCUCUUCAGGAAUGUCACUGGAUAUCACCAGCGCUUAAGAUACUCGGAUGUGAAUGAAAGGGGAAAGUUGCUGUCUAUCAUUUUGAAGACAAAAAACCCACAAUCAUUGAGACGUGUCAUCAGCACUGGUUUGAGAAAAAAAAAAAAAAAAAAAAAAAAAACAUGCAAUGAAGGUAAAAACUUAGGAAAAAAAAAAUCAACACUGGUACUUUUGCUCACAUGAAAUGUUUGUCUUAAAUUUUUUGCAUUAAAAAAAACGUCGCCUUACCAAUACGGAGGGAAAAAAAUUCUGAAUGUAAUCAAGUACUUUUUGCCUAUACAAAGGUAGACAAUGUUAAUUGGACUUUUUUUUUUGUGCUUUUUCUUUAAACACAAACCAAAAAAUACCCUUACCAAAACUAAAUGUAGAUAUAGUGCCAAAACGUUAAUGGCUGUGAAGUAUUUGCCUGUUCGGGUAUAUAGCUAGUAACACCCUAUCUGAAAAUUCAUAAAGGCAGGGUAAGCAAUUUCUGGAUACUCUCACAUCUCAAUAUGUCUGUGUGGGGGGGUACUUAGCUGGUUAAGUAAACUCAGAGUAAACCUGCAUUUUCUGUUUUUAAAAGCCACAGAAUCCGAUUAUCACCAUGGAGACACGCCCUCUGAACCUGGUGUGGUCUGGUUUUAUUCAGCUUAUGUCGAGAAUUUCAAGUCCAUCAAGGCUGGGGUUUGGAUAUUGUCACAAAAUGGCAUUGCCAUCUGGGGAUUGACAAAACUUAUACAAAGGUAUAAAUAAUUUGUGCACUUGUCACCGUAAGAGGUUGACGAAACCACAGACUGAUGCAAUGUUAGGCGGUGUUAUGGAGCCGACAUUUUACAUUCUGAAAACUUCAGGUUCAGGCUCUAUCUCAUGGUUAGUUUGUUUAAUCCUUUCUGGAAUAACCCUCUGUUGAUAUUUGAAAAAAAAAACGACAAUAAAACUCAGAGAGCUCCUCCCUCUUCCUCCCUCCCUCAUUCGAUGUGCUUGAGUUCCAACCUCUCCCCCUGUCGGUGAUUGGCUGUUGCAGUGUUUGCUUCCUGUUUAUGAACCCAGGGAUACGUAUGAGGAUUGUUUUUUUUUUGUUUUUUUAUUGACAAUGUAUUCAGAAGAUGGGCAGCUAGCGGAGGGUGAGGAGAUAUUCACUAAAUGUGACAAAAAGUGUUCCGGGUUAGAAAUCUUAUAGAAUUUCUUACCCUGCCUUUAAAUGCAGAAGACUGCAAGUUUCAUCACCAUUUGACUAAUUAAAAGUGAGAUGAGACGGAGCUCAUAUACCAGCACAUGGUUUAUUGUGUGAGCAGUGAUGGUGGUCAAAAAACAUGACCAAUUUUGUGUUAUGCAGAAACUUAUUUCGCAGUUGUUCUGGCCAAGUCAAUGUACGGUAUGCAAAUGCUUUUUUUUUUUUUGUAAAUGUGAAAAUGUACGUAAAUGGACAGCUGAGCUUGACUCAGUUUUGUUUUUAAAUUUAAACCCUUACUUUUGAGAAUCUCCCAUGGUGCACCCUUAUUGUACAGAGCUAUACUUAAUUUCUUACAGUAUUCGUGGCACCUUUUGAUGCGGUGGCACCCUUAUUUUGUGCAGUGGGGACAAAGCAUGAACAUUAACGUGAACUUGUCAAAAGAUGUAUCGAGUCUCAAAAGAGACUUAAUCUGUUUUCGAAAUGAAACCUGUAGACUCUGAAAUGUUUGAUGUGAUUGCCAAAUGUUGAUCCUUCACUAAACUUUCAGUGUGUUUUCAAGCUCAUGUUCUCACAUUAACGUGGUUAACAGCAGUACGUCAGUCCAUUCAUUCAGUAACACAUGCAAAUGCGAUGCAAUACACUUGACAAUAUGACAUUUUAGAAAUAACCCUGUGCAAACUAUUGAUAUUCAUAACAUGACAGACUCUAUCGUAAGGAAGCACUUUUUCCUUCCAAAGCUCAAGUCCACCUGUGGACGGCGGUAUACUUGACUUAAAUAUGUAACACCUUUUUCAUUCAAAGUGUGAUACUUGCCUGAAGGAGGAUGUACGAUUAUGGAUGUUGCACUGUUUACAACAAGCCUCACAAUAUUAAUAAUAAACUUGCUCUCUGUUGGGACUGGCAGCCUGUGCGGGAUGUUCCCAGCGUGUUCCAGAUGUGGCAGCUGGGAUAGGCUCCAACCCCUGUGUGACCCUGAAGAGGAUAAAACCGGUUGGGAACCACUCUGCAGUACUGUAAAACUUUGGAGCCAAGUGAAUGAUGUCUUGUCAUUUCAAAUACGAUAAAACUCAGUAAAUAAUAUACACAGGGAGUAUCAGCAGUUUGUUAAGGUGUGAUUCAGGAGUCAAACCCAUCGCCAGGCUUGGCAGAUUUUCUGUUACCACAUUGUGGCACACGUUUGGAGAAACUGUUUAGGUACUACCCGCCCUAAUUCAGUCUGUGCACUGACAUCUAUGGGCCUGUGGACGAAUGAGGAAAAUCUUGUGGUUGUAUUUUCAAAAUGCACCCUUGAUGAAAACUCAAUUACUGAUUGAAGCAAGGUGGUAUUUUUAAAAGACCAUCACAUCAUCAUUAUUAUUACUGAGACAUUCAUGUGAUUGUUUAAUGUCGAGCAAUACAUUAUGUAUGCUGUGCUGCUGCACCUCAAAGCACAAUGACCUGCAAUCAUGUAGUGAGAGAUUUAGUGUUUUUACAGUUAAAAAUAAAAAAGGGAACAUGGGUUGGGAUGUUAAAGGUAAAAUGGAAACUGCUAGUUACACAUUAACAUUUGCAAUAGAUCUCCAUGUGAGAGAGGGUGCUGAUAAUGGAUCCCAUGAGAAACUCGUGGCGUCUGAGUGUGUUGACUGCAGUGGUCAGUAGCCUCGCGUAUCUCAGUCUGUAUCAUGUUAGUGUUGGUCUCUCUAUUUGUCUCGUGUAUUUACAGAAGUUAAACCUUUUUGUCCAGUGAUACAGCACAAUACAGCCAUGUCGCCGCUGCGAUCUGUUACUACCACUUUCUGCCGUGCAACUGUUUCACCGAGUGGAGACAAUACAUCGCCUUUAUUUCGACUCGAUGUGGAGUAGCUUUGAGGUAAAGCCAGUGCAAGCAAUGCAGGGCAAUGUUAGCACCAGCGACAGGACGGCUUGGUAGACAUUCAUUGUUGGAAAGGUUAGGGAAAACAUAACAAAGAAAGAAAGAAUUGGUUUUUAUCUUUUUGAAUAGGACAUGUGGAAGCAUCCAGCUUCUAUAAGAUGAAGGAUCACAAAUGAUAUGGACUGGAUUAAGGCUUGUUAUGAACCCGAAAUGAGGUCCCCAGUACACAUUUUUCAGGUUUCGCUUCUCUCACAUAGAGUGACUCAGAAUCUCUGUUUCUGGAGAUUUGAAUGAAUGUAAAAAAAAAAAAUUAAAAAAAUGUGGAUUGUUCAUUUAUGAGUUCCUCUUGUUUGGUUUCAUUUUGUUGUUUUAACAGACAUAAUGCACUUGUAUAUAAGCCAUACCUGUUGUUAAAAUAAACCACUAUUUAUUGAUCAAA
Messenger RNA from Cololabis saira (Pacific saury), 6892 nucleotides. It is a transcript of the gene slc22a23a, whose product is annotated as solute carrier family 22 member 23. The coding region runs from base 85 to 3102 and encodes 1005 amino acids. The transcript has 10 exons. Gene Ontology annotation, cellular component: membrane. Gene Ontology annotation, molecular function: transmembrane transporter activity. Gene Ontology annotation, biological process: transmembrane transport. The record is from RefSeq and is a predicted model, not a curated record. NCBI's taxonomy places the organism in Eukaryota, Metazoa, Chordata, Actinopteri, Beloniformes, Belonidae.